Galeopterus variegatus (Sunda flying lemur) is the source of this 3041-nucleotide messenger RNA. RefSeq names its product chromosome unknown open reading frame, human C14orf119. The record is from RefSeq and is a predicted model, not a curated record. Bases 770 to 1375 code for a protein of 201 amino acids. The transcript has 2 exons. Lineage: Eukaryota; Metazoa; Chordata; Mammalia; Dermoptera; Cynocephalidae.
GAAACCACAGACACAAACAAGGAGGGGGUGGGGGAAGGAGGAAGGAGCUUAAGACACUCCGGGAGAGUAGCGCACACCCUCCCAUUUUGGGCUCGCGCUGCUGCCGUUAAGGCGGGAACCGGCAUGAUCUCUACUCCAGCGCGAGCCUCACCAACCACCGUGCGCGCGGAUCCGGAGGCUCGCGCUGGCGGCCUGAGCGAGCUCGCGCCGAGCCCAGACACUGCGCCUGCGCCGCGGCAGAGACUCGUCUCUACCGGGUCCGCUCCCUUCCGACACCCCGGCAACGCCGACUCCUCACCCCUUUGAGCCGCUUGACCAGGGCACUCUUCUGCCCGCUCUUGGCUAGGCCUCGCUGCUCCAGUGCGGCCUUCAGGUCGGUCACCCGCAGCGCCUGCAGAGGCUUCCCGUCCAGAGUCACCUCCUCCAGCUCCGCCAUCUUGCGUGAGGUACUCGGGUCCGUCCCGACGGCUUCGGGCAUCUUCGGUAAUUUCCGCCAACGCCCUUCGAACGUACCGAGCCGACCCCGCCCACUACCAUAGUCUACCCCUCGAUUACCACUUAGAACUCCCCGGGUUCCUCCGUGACCGCUCGGGUGUUUCCGUCUCUACAUCGGCACCAAUCGGUUCUUUGCAUUCGUUCCGCCGCUCCCCCUCCCUCGCCCUGCUUUCAGGCUCGAUUAUUUUCGUUUUGCCGAGCCUUGAAUCGAAUCUAUUCGGAAGCCUUCGACUUUGGCAUAGCCAUAAUCGGACAUGUUCGGCUGUCUCCGGACAUGGAGCUGAGGCGCGGGGGCGCUUGGGUGUUUUGGGGCUGGGCCGGGGCCGGAAGUGCGUGGGCUGUCGGGCUGGCUCUGCUUAGGGUUUUCAGGAAACAUGGAAGAGGCGAAGGUAGUUGGAGUCUAAGGACUCUUGUGACGAUCUCCGGGUGCCCUCUGAGAGGAAAGGGGAGGAUGCCACUGGAAUCAUCUUCCUCUUCAAUGCCACUAUCUUUCCCUUCUCUCUUACCCUCAGUACCAGACAAUAUUACUAACUCUUCCCCUCCCUCAAUGUCUUACAUCACUUCCCAAGAGAUGAAGUGUGUUCUUCACUGGUUUGCCAAUUGGUCAAGUCCCCAGCGUGAACGUUUCCUACAGGAUUUGGUAGCUAAGGCAGUGCCAGGAAAGUUACAGCCACUGCUGGAUGGUCUGGAGCAGCUUAGUGUGUCUGGGGCAAACCGACCACCCUGUAUCUUUGAAUGCCAGCUACGUCUUUGGGAUCAGUGGUUUCGAGGUUGGGCUGAGGAGGAGCGCAAUGAAUUUGUCAGGCAGCUGGAGGUCAGUGAGCCAGACUUCGUGGCAAAGUUUUACCAAGCAGUGGCUGCUACAGCUGGUAAAGACUGACAGGCAUUCACAUCAAAGAAGAUAACCACAACUGAUGGAGCCAGGGCAAUGACUCUACAGUGAGAACUAAAUUCAAAUGUGUCAUUGAAAGAUCUAGGAGUGGUAUACUGAUCAGCUGACUGAAUUUGCUGACCAGCACAGGCAUAGUUAUUUCAACAUUAACAGCAUGCCAACUGGACUCCUAGGGUAAAUGUUAUCCAUCUAAGCAAUCCAGAUCAUCAUUCUGUCUCCUAGUUUGCUUCUUUCCAAGAGAUGGCAAACCCUCAAGAAUUUGAUAACUUCUUUUGCAACUAUAACCAAAAGGAACCUAUACAUUAUAACUCAAGCCUACUGCUGGCCCAUGAGGAAUAAAAGUGGAGCUCUCCUUUCCCAGAAACAGGAGAAAAGGGCAAUAAAAGGUCAUAUUUUUAUAGUUUAGCUGGAUUCAGAUGGCUGGUUUUACCACCCUGACCAGAUUCUUGCCUGAUUAUGUGACAUCCCAACCACCAGCUUUCUCAGUGAUGAUUUAGUAAAAUUAUGGAAAAUCAGGAGAGGAAGAUAGUUACUCUCUUCCACAGUGUUUAUUUGAAUCCAGAUAGCAAUGACUUUUUUUCUAAAGGGUAUGUGAUAUCCUUGGAGCUGGUAGCAGGUGUUCCGAUUCUGUGAGUUUGCUCUGCAACAAUAGGAAAACAAGUGAUACUCUUCACAGGUUGAAUGGUUUAUUUUUUGUACCAAAAUAAAUAAUGGAUCUUCAGAACCAUAAGACUCCACUUUCUUUUCAUUACAAGGCUAGUAUAAAGUUGAUAUCUGGGGACAGAGGAAUUGCGAAGAAAGUAGAACUUAAGUGUACACAGUAGAUUUGCCAUCCUGUUGUCUCCCAAGAAAUAAUAAUAAUAUUAUUCUUUCCUACCCUCUGUCGUGUUGUGGGUAACAUCACACCUCCCUUAUUUGUCCAACUGGGCCCCUUGUGCUGUGGAGCUGUGGUGAAUGGUAAGGGGCAGAUGGUCCCACCUGAAGAGAAGCUCGUUUCUGAUAAGCCACAAUUCCCAGUGCACCCAUGAGGAUUAGCAGCAUUAGGCAGAGUCCUAUGGACAGACUUCCAUGGGUCUUGGAGGGAUUAUGGUCCAAGGUAACCAGCAACCUGGGAACAUAGAAGGUAAUAUUUGGCCUGGAAUAAUGCCUAGGCCUAGGAGCUUAAAGGGCUUUACCUUUGCAUGUAGAAUUCAUGAAACUGCUUCAUCUAAGCAUUAUGCUAAACAGGAAAUCGAUAAGGGAAUAUAGAACCUAAGAGUAGGAAUUAGACUAAGAGCCAAGUCUUCUAGCAACUUAAAUAGUUAGGAGACCUAACUUGUAAGUGAGGGGAGUGGCUUAAGAGAACAGUCUGACUAUGGUGUUGCUAGAUAUGAUCCCUGGGUAGAAAGGAAGAUUAGGAUCCCUACAUCAUAGAGAUGGGGUAACUCCAUUGUAUUUGGGGAGGGGGUCACAGAGUGAUGGGUUGGAGGUGAUCAUGUUAAUCAGGAAUCUUUGUUUUCUGAAAUAUAUAACUGUUCUAGGGCAAUAUACACGUGAAUGAGUGCUUAAUAAAUGCAAAUUUCAAACAUCUGGACUGUGAUCAAAAUGUGAAAGAAAACUACUUGGAAUAUUAUCUUACUUGCUAUAUUCUGCAAUAAAGCUGGCUUCUCCAUGA